Molecule: messenger RNA, 4046 nt
Organism: Rotaria sp. Silwood1
Lineage: Eukaryota; Metazoa; Rotifera; Eurotatoria; Philodinida; Philodinidae
Source: the annotation of a GenBank genome assembly
AUGUAUCUAAGAAAGCAUCUCGUUUCAUAUAUUCAAUAUUUUAUCAUUGCAGAUAAACUUGAACAAGUAUUUGUUGGUCCUCAUAAAGGUGAUGAUAUUAACACAAGUGUUGAUGCUCAAGCAAAUAUUGCUAGUGGUGUUUAUGGAGCUAAUCCAUCAUCAGUUAGUACUGCAACACAUCAUGGUUCUAAUAUUGGUGGUUUUUUUCCAAAGCCACUUGUAAGUAUUACUUAAAGAAGUAGAAAUUCUAAGGAUUGAAAGAUUCAAACAAUGUGCUGGUUUGGCUAGAAUCUGAUAGAGUUUUUUUUGCGAUUGAAUUCGAUACCAAAGUAUUUAUAGUGAGAGUUUUUUUUAUUUUAAACGUAGGCUGUAGUAACGGCACACACUAAACAACAUAUCUGUUAUUUAUGUCGAAGAAAAGGGCAAAAAAUUGAAGACUGUGUAAUAAGAGCAUAUAGAGUAUUUGUUAUGGAUACCUCACUAGUAAGUUUUACUUGCGGUUCAUCUCAGAUUUAAAUACUAACUAUUUUUUUUACCAUUCUAGACUUCUCACAUUCCGUGUGCUUUGAAUACUGGUGAUUAUUGAGGACUUGAUUGGAGCCAAGUAUCAGAAGAACAAAACAAAGAUUAUUAUAAAGACGAACCGAAUUAUUAUAAAAUAAGAUCAUGAUAAAAAACAGAAUUGAAAAUUUCUUUAAAAUAAAAAAGAAUUAUUUUGUGUGUAUUAAUUGAACUUAUUUCAGUUAAUUCAACUAAUUCUCACUACAACCAUCUUGAAUAGUUGAAUCUUUCUUUGUUACUAAUCAACGAGGAUGUUAGAUUUUAUUUGAUAGAGAUUUUAAUAAUUAGAACUUGUUCUUUCAAACGAUAAGAAUAUUUAAAACAAAAUUCACCUACGAUGAUCAUUCCAAAAUGUAGCAAAAUGUAAAAUUGCUGUCCUACUGAAACAAUAAAUGAUGUGGAGUUCUAUUAACUGCUUAGUAAGUAUAAUACUGAUGAUAAACGUGCGGAUAUUCAGUUUGCCAAGAAGAAAAAAGUUGUAACGGAUUCCAUCUGUUCUCACUCUCAUGUUCGUGACUGAAGAUGUCUUUUGUAACUCAUGUCAAAUAAUACAAACAAGAUAUAAAUCGAUACAAAUCUAAUACUUGUCGAUUGCGAAUUUAACGUUAUAAAAUAAAGUCUGUAGUAAUGCUGAUUAGACAGAAUUUUAGUCAAAAAAUUAUGUUUCAUUCACAAUUGAAAAUUGAUUGGCAACUAUUUCAAUUUAUUUAUUUGAUAAAAUACUACAACCAUACUACCUAUCAGUAUGUAUUUACUGGGCUUUUGAUAUGGUAUCGGUUGAACUGUGUUACUUAUAGCUCUUGACGAAGGCGGUGCUGAAAGGGACUAGUCCUCAUCACUUUUUAUGCCGUGUCUGCAAGCAUUUUGAGUUCUUGUCUGAAAACUGUCUUCCAAACUUUAGACGAUAACUUUUUCUCAGCCACUUUCUGCUAAAUAGACUACCUAUGACUGUCUGCUAAAUUUUUAGUCUCUCUCCUUCUCUGAAGAAUCAUUGAAAGCCAUGGUGUCAACUUAGAUUUAUCCCUAAACUGAAUGAUAAACUUUUUUUCUUUAAUGAAUACCACUGAAAUCUCUAAAAAGAUAUUUCAAAACGAAAAGAAUGUUUGAAAGAUAGUGUUGAUUGUUUUGUUAUCAUAAAAAGAAAAGAGUUUGGCCCAUUAAUUCAUAUUUGCUAAAAAAACGUUUCACCAUUAAUGUUUUCAUAUCUAGCUAUUUUGGCAUUCUGAUUUAUUGAUCCUAAUACAAUCGAAUGUGCAUUUGUCUACGAAAGGCUUAUAAUAUCAUUAUGGCAACAAUCAAUUCAUUUAUUUGAUACACCAUUUUUCAAGCUUUACGAACUACUAUUAUUUGAAAUGCAUAGUGUAUUAAUUUAUAAUAACAUAUUUAAGAAUUCGUUAAUAUAAUCAGAUAAAAAUUCUGAUCUGCACUUCUUUCAGCUAUUUCAACGUUAUAAAUAAGCUUUUUUAAUAAUGAACUCUUCACCAGAGAAUCUUUGCCAAAUAAAUAUUUCGAACAAUUGUUGGUAAAAUAUUUAUAGACUUUAAACCAACUAAAUCAACAUGUGUGGUUAUGAAAAUAAUGAAAUAAUUAAAAACGUUUCAAUGAAUUUAAUUUGUAUUAAAAAUCAUGAAAUUUUCUUGAAUUAAGGGGACCCCCUCACAAACAAACUUUUCUACUUUUCCAUGGAAUUCAACCAAAAUUUCAGAGAAUGCUAAUCUUGGCUAGAAUAGAUUAUGGUUAAAAUAUCUCCCCAAAUUUGCUGGACGCUCACGAGUUAUAGUGAAUUCAUUGGUCAAAAAUACCCUUUGCGUGGGCAAGGUUUUUAAUAUGACGAUACAAGCUAAGCAUGUCGGGGUGGUUUUUAAAUUGUAGAAUACCCUUAGGGCUAGGUCGUAUCAGAGCCCGAUUUUUGAAAUUCGCUUUGUUUGCUUUUAAAAAAAAACUUUUUCGAAAAAUUCUCAAAUUCGUGAGCAAAAAAUCGGUAAUUAAAAUCAAAUAUUUAAGUUUUUUUUUCAGCAAAAGAGAAAUUCAAAAAUCCGACUCUGAUACGAUCUAGCCCCAAAUGUAUGCUGUAUAACAAAAAAAUUACCACUUUUAUAGUGAGUCGUUAUUGUGAAGAAUUUGCCCGCGUAAACAGCACUGCAAAACUACAGAUGUUUUCAUACUAUGCAAAUCCAUAUUUCUCAGCUAGGGGAUCUAGCGCAAAAAACUCAUCAGAAAAUCAGCUACUCUUCUUCUCUUAACAAAAAAAAUUGCCAAUUUAAAAUCCAUGUCAAGGCUAUCAGAAUAGGCAUCAGUGUCGACAUCGAAUUUUUCUCAAAAAAUCGACUGUUCUGAGGGGGGGGGGGGGCUUAAUACUUUUUACAAUUAAAUAAAAAAAAAAAAUUUUUAAUUGAAAAUAAUAAAUAAAUUGGCCAAUUUCUUGAAAGAAAAACAACAUCUAUCAAUACUUGUUUAUAAAACUUGAUAAAAAAAUACAUUUGUGUUUUUAAUAAGUAUCAUCAACUUUUCCUCCUCUUAUUGUAAGAUUCAUAGUUACUAUUGAAAAAUACUUUCUUUCUUGCAUGAGGUGAAUGUAACAAACUUGAUUUCAUUUUUGUCCAAUAUGCACCAAUUUUUAAAGUAUUGUUGUUUACUUAAGGUUUUCAUAAGAGCCAGUCCACGUAAGCCACGACCGACCUCAUAGGGACCUUGCUGAAUCGAGGUCGUCAGAUCUUGCUCAAUUUAAGGGAUGUGAUAGAGGGAAGAGUUCUAAGAAUUUUGGCGCAAGCCGUUUUAAAAAAUAUUGAUCCCUCGACUUUUUAUGAACAUUUUACGAAAAGGCCUAAAAUUGGCCAUAUUCAUCAACGGGAGUGCUAAUGAGGCUGUAUCUCAAAAAUGGCUCGCCCGAUUGAGCUGAAAUCUUUUGCUGAUAUAUAUCUCAGUGAGUCCUAUUUACCGUAAAAUUUUUGUUGAAAAAUAUUGAGCUCUUAGGAUUUUAUGAAUUACUCAAUAUAUGAAAAAAGUCACUUUUUUUGCAACUUUGAUACUUCAUAACUUUUGAUUGGAACUACAUUAUGGUCUGAAAUUUUUAUUGUGGAUAGAUACUUUAAAGAUGUAUCGCUCCGAAAAGUUUCAACUCUCUAGCUUGUUCCCUUCAGUCAGGAGACACCUCUCAAAAACGGGUUUUUGAUAAAAAUGCCAGUUUUCAGAAAUAGCUUUCUCCCAAGAAAUAGAUUACCUGGGAAGCUGCAAUUGUAAAGUCGAAAGUCCUCUCUCUGGGCUACAAUUCUGUAAAAACAUUAGCGUGGGAUCUCCAUAAACGGCUUGCACCGGAGGUCAUCUUUAUGAAGUUUUCUGCCGAGUAGUACCCCGGGGUGUGGGUGUGGGCGUCGCCGAGGAUAAGAGUUGUACCUAAACCCAUACCCAUACCCACACCCACACCCACACCCACACCCACACCCACACCCACACCCACACCCACACCCACACCCACACCCACACAC